Molecule: messenger RNA, 1191 nt
Organism: Suhomyces tanzawaensis NRRL Y-17324
Lineage: Eukaryota; Fungi; Ascomycota; Pichiomycetes; Serinales; Debaryomycetaceae
Gene: YBN5
Product: Obg-like ATPase
Exons: 1
Coding region: 1-1191 (396 amino acids)
Cellular component (GO): cytoplasm
Molecular function (GO): GTP binding; ATP hydrolysis activity; ATP binding
Source: RefSeq, a predicted model, not a curated record
AUGCCACCAAAAAAGAAGGGAGUCGUAGAAAAGCCUAUUUUAUUAGGAAGACCAGGUAACAACUUGAAGUCUGGUAUCGUUGGUUUAGCCAAUGUUGGUAAAUCCACCUUCUUCCAGGCCAUUACCAGAUGUCCUUUAGGUAACCCAGCUAACUACCCAUUCGCCACCAUUGAACCAGAAGAAGCUAGAGUUAUUGUUCCUUCUCCAAGAUUCGACAAAUUAUGUGAAUUGUACAAGCCUAAAAGUGAAGUUCCAGCUUACAUGACCAUUUAUGAUAUUGCUGGUUUGACCAAGGGUGCUCACGCCGGUGAAGGUUUAGGUAACAAUUUCUUAGCCAACAUUCGUGCUGUCGAUGCUAUUUUCCAAGUUGUCCGUUGUUUCGAUGACUCUGAAAUUAUUCACAUUAACGAUGAAGUUAACCCUUAUGCUGAUUUGGAAAUCAUUCACGAAGAAUUAAGAUUGAAGGAUAUUGAAUUUGCUCAAAAGCACUUGGAAGGUGUUGAAAAGAUCACCAAGAGAGGUGGUCAAUCCUUGGAAGUCAAGCAAAAGAAGGAAGAAGCUGAAUUGGUCAAGAGAAUCAUCAAGAUGUUGGAAGAUGGUCAAAGAAUUGCCAACAACAAGUGGACCACAAAGGAAGUCGAAGUCAUCAACCAAAUGCUCUUGUUGACUGCCAAGCCAUGUAUCUACUUGAUCAACUUAUCUGAAAGAGACUAUGUCAGAAAGAAGAACAAGCACUUAUUGAAAAUCAAGGAAUGGGUUGACCAGAACUCUCCAGGUGAUUCUAUCAUUCCAAUCUCUGUUUGUUUGGAAGAAAAAUUGGCUGGAAUGGGCUCUGACGAAGAAAGAGACGCUUACUGUAAGGAAAUCGGUGCUACCUCUGCUUUGCCAAAGAUCAUUGUCUCCAUGAGACAAAAGUUGGACUUGAUCUCCUUCUUCACUGGUGGUCCAGAUGAAGUUAGAGAAUGGACUAUCAGAAGAUUUUACACUGCCCCACAAGCUGCCGGUACUAUUCACGGUGAUUUGGAAAGAACUUUCAUCUUGGCUCUUGUUACCAAAUACGAAGACUUGAUUGAACUCGGAGACGAAGCUAGUGUCAAGUCUGCAGGUAAGUUGAUGACCAAGGGUAGAGAUUACAUCGUUGAAGAUGGUGAUAUUAUCUUUGUCAAGGCUGCUGAAGGUAAGGCCCGUUAA